This is a messenger RNA of Protomyces lactucae-debilis, 708 nucleotides long. RefSeq lists its product as uncharacterized. The record is from RefSeq and is a predicted model, not a curated record. The coding region runs from base 158 to 607 and encodes 149 amino acids. The transcript has a single exon. NCBI's taxonomy places the organism in Eukaryota, Fungi, Ascomycota, Taphrinomycetes, Taphrinales, Protomycetaceae.
AGGCUGAGUUGCGUAGAUUGGCGACUCAUCCGAUCUUGCUCUCGGAAGCGGCGACUGCGCAGAUCAAGGACUACAGUCGAAUUCAUGCUGCUUUUCCCCUGGUGCGAGCUCUGCUUACCCUGUGGCGUCGCCGUGUCUCGCUGAGAUGGCUCAAUAAAUGCUGGCGACAGAGGAGUCUUUGACAACAUCAUCGAGUCUGGCAUCGACAACACACUUGCUCUGGAUCUCAUUCCACACCUGCACACAGGGAUACGCGACGCAUCGAGCGGUGGGUUCUCCUCAAAUCCAAGUCUACAUGGUCCGAGCACCUCAUGUCGUUUCAAGGUCUGUGUUUCAGGUGUAUCAUGAAGGCACCUCUGCGUCCGAUGACGUCGGCUGUAUCGUUUGUUCUGUGGUCUUACGCUCUGCUCACGCUACCGCUCCUUACAGGGCUUCACUUCAAAGCAAUGACGCGGGUUUCAUGUUCGUCCUGCUCGUUAUUGAAUGUAAGAGGAGUAUAAAGGCCCCUCAUUGGGCGAGUAUGAAGGAUAAGCUUGUACGUUCAGAGCGUCAUUGUGCCGCACUCUUAGGUUGCAUAUUGCUCACGCGCAGACUGCCCAAUUUAUGACUCUGCUCUCAAGGCUUGGACGAAGUCUUUGUUUGGCAACAUGAUACUUGCUAUCGAUACUGUGGUAGAAGGAAACGUAUCAUGUAGACAAAGAUAGAUAA